Messenger RNA from Antrostomus carolinensis (chuck-will's-widow), 802 nucleotides. It is a transcript of the gene FAF2, whose product is annotated as Fas associated factor family member 2. The transcript has 7 exons. The record is from RefSeq and is a predicted model, not a curated record. Gene Ontology annotation, cellular component: endoplasmic reticulum. NCBI's taxonomy places the organism in Eukaryota, Metazoa, Chordata, Aves, Caprimulgiformes, Caprimulgidae. Bases 24 to 794 code for a protein of 256 amino acids. Gene Ontology annotation, molecular function: ubiquitin binding. Gene Ontology annotation, biological process: ERAD pathway.
AGGACCUGACUGGCAUAGAGUCCAUGGACCAAUGUCGUCACACGCUGGAGCAGCACAACUGGAACAUAGAGGCAGCUGUGCAGGACCGACUGAAUGAGCAAGAGGGUGUCCCAAGUGUCUUCAAUCCUCCUCCAUCGCGGCCGUUGCAGGUCAAUACAGCUGACCAUAGGAUCUACAGCUACGUUGUCUCAAGGCCACAGCCAAGGGGCCUGUUAGGAUGGGGUUACUACUUCAUAAUGCUUCCAUUCCGAUUUACCUAUUACACAUUACUUGACAUAUUUAGGUUUGCUCUGCGGUUUAUACGCCCCGAUCCUCGUAGUCGGGUCACUGACCCAGUGGGUGACAUUAUUUCGUUUAUUCAUAUGUUUGAGGAAAAAUAUGGGAGGAUACACCCUGUCUUCUACCAGGGAACUUACAGCCAGGCACUGAACGAUGCCAAGCGGGAGCUGCGCUUCCUGUUGGUUUAUCUUCAUGGAGAUGACCACCAAGACACAGAUGAAUUCUGCCGCAACACACUGUGCGUACCUGAGGUGAUCACCCUCAUAAACACUAGAAUGCUCUUCUGGGCUUGCUCAACCAAUAAACCAGAGGGCUACAGAGUCUCCCAGGCUCUGCGAGAAAACACGUACCCAUUCCUGGCUGUGAUUAUGCUGAAGGAUCGCAGAAUGACGGUAGUUGGGCGGCUAGAAGGUCUCAUCCAGGCUGAUGACCUCAUUAAUCAACUGAUGUUCAUCAUGGAUGCCAACCAGACGUACCUGGUGUCCGAACGCCUGGAAAGGUAUGAGGGAACCUGAGCUCCAGU